CCCGUCCCCGCCACACCUUUCAAUCGUGCCGUCCCCACUCUGGUCAGCUAACGUGUCACCUGAUGGGACGCACCGUCGCCAUGCGAUCGUCAUCCCAGAGGUCUUUAAAGGCGGACGGGCUGGGCUCUCUCUCUUCACAGCCCCAUCUGUGUUCCGUUCGCACAAAAAACCUUCUUCGUCGCCUUCACCACUUCACACCGCCUCGCAAAGAUGUCGCUCACCUACCUCGUCUCUGGCGCUAACCGUGGCAUUGGCCUUGGCCUCGUCACCGCUCUCGCUGGCCGCCCCAACACCACCGUCUUCGCUGGCGCGCGCAACCCCGCAGCUGCCACCGACCUCAACGCCUUGGCCGCGAAGCACCCCAACAACCUGCACGUCCUCAAGCUCGUCAGCGGUGACAAGCCCGGAAACCUCGCCGCUGUCGAGGAGAUCCGCAAGAAGGCUGGCAAACUCGACGUCGUGAUCGCGAACGCUGGCAUCGGCGACUUCUUCGCGUCGACGUUGGAGAUGAAGCCGGAGGAGAUGACGAGGCAUUUCGAUGUCAACGUCAACGGCACGCUGGUCCUCUUCCAGGCCACGUACCCUCUUCUCAAGGAGUCGCCCGUCCGCAAGUUUGUCCCCAUCGGCAGCUUGGUCGGCAGCGUUAGCAUCGGCUCGCAGUUCCCCGCCCGCAUGCUCGCAUACGGCGCGUCGAAGGCUGCGCUCCACUACCUCACCCGCAAGAUCUACCAGGAGCACCCCGACCUGACUGUCUUCGCCGUCAACCCGGGCGACGGUGUCGCGACCGACAUGGCCACGCGCACCUUCGAGGCCGAGCCUGGCAUGAAGGGCAUGACCCCCAUCAGCGUCGAGGACUCCGUCAACGGGAUGCUCAACAUCAUCGACGGCGCGACCCGCGAGUCUCUCGGCGGCGAGUUCGUUAACUUCGACGGCACGAAGUUCACGUGGUGAGCGCGUCGCGCGCGGGGAGGCGACCUUCGAGUCGGUACAGGGAGCCGCUCGUAUCAUCCAUCAUCUUGCAUGUACUAGACCUGUAGUCAUUUGGCGCGUCGCGGACUGGACUCGCCUAACUUAUUCAAUGCAUUGUAUCUUCCAUGUAACCUCUGCGGUUGCCCAGCACGAGCCGGGAGGUCAAUACUUCAGCGAACCUUCUGCCUGGCUUGCGAUUUUGGAAACUUUGGGGAACCCAUC
Molecule: messenger RNA, 1191 nt
Organism: Schizophyllum commune H4-8
Lineage: Eukaryota; Fungi; Basidiomycota; Agaricomycetes; Agaricales; Schizophyllaceae
Product: NAD(P)-binding protein
Exons: 4
Coding region: 211-951 (246 amino acids)
Source: RefSeq, a predicted model, not a curated record